CUAGAUUAUUUGUAUAUAAAAAUAUCAAACUCCAGAAGGAACGUCGCUCUGGAUUCACAUAAUUUAAUUGCAUGUUGUUACAGUUAAUAUUCAUUGCAAAUGAUAGUGUAAAGCUCUCGGAACACUUCCGUAAACACAUAAAUGCUUUAUAUAUGUCCUCGCUGGUAGUCAUCGAGUAAAGGUCAGUAACCUGGAAAUCUCGUCUUAUCAGGAUCAAGGCAUUCGCGUGACCGAGUAAUUUGUCAUGGCUGAGGUGCAGAUUCGUCGCUACCGAGAAGAAGAUCAUGAAGAAGUAAAGGAGGUUUUUACUAUUGGUAUGAGCGAGCACAUCCCACCUUCCUGCAUGCACGUUCUCAAACAGCCCCUAGCGCAGAUGAUUCUGGGAUGUGUGUUUUGCGCUUUGCUGACCAGCUCAAAGUCCAUCCUUUUGCCUGUACUAGCAGUCACGCUGCUUUUGGCCGCAGGCCGUCAGUGUAUAAGUUACAUGUUCACUAAGUACAUUCAGACUAGCCUUGAUCAAGAUCUCAACCACAUUCAGCAGACCUACCUGGAUCCACCUAACGCCUGCUUCUGGGUGGCAGAGAGCCAAGGUCGUGUUGUGGGUACAGUAGGGUGUUUACCUGCAGCGAAAGACGAGAACUUCCUGGAACUGAAACGGAUGUCGGUUAAAAAGACUCACCGUGGACAAGGCAUUGCCAAAGCGCUGUGCCGUACGGUGGCAGACUUCGCUUGUGAACGUGGUUAUCUAGGAGUGAUGCUUCAUACCUCGGUGGUCCAGACGGAUGCACAGAAGCUCUAUGAGCACAUGGGCUACCAGAAGAUCAGAGAAUUUAGUGCUCCAGAGUUUAUUGCCAAGCUGACUAAUUUCACACUGAUAGAGUACCAAUUCAUCAUAAAACACGAUCACAACUGAAAUUGAGAUCUGCAAUUUCACUGAGCCCACCUUGCUAUUGAUGAACAGGCUUUUUAUCAAGUCACUUUUUAUAUUUUUUUCAAAUCACUAAAGAAGCACACCACUAUUAUCAUUUGUCUAUUUCUUAAUCAUUAACUUAAAAAUGGGAACUAUUCUUUUAUAAGAAACUGUUCAUAUAUGUGUAAAAAAUCUAUUUAUUGUAUGAGUUCAAAUUAUUGUUUUAAAAAUCUGAUUUACUUUAACAACCAUGAAUUGAAGCAAAACAAGGUGUCCAAAUCUUGUCUGAGCACCAUUAAUGUACCUGUCAAUGAAUGAGAAUGAAUAUUUAAUGAAUAUAUUCAAUAUUUGGAAGUGUACUUGAGGAAGAUGCUGUAUAGUCCUUCAGAUAGCUUGUUGCUAAAGAUCAUUUCAAUGUAUUUAUACAUAUAGCCUGUCCUCUUCUAAGAAAAAAACAGUGCAGUUUUCUAUAAAUGUAUUUGGUCAACAGAGGCAUUAGAUGUGAAUUUCUGUGAAACUGACUGAAGGUGUUUAACAGGAGCUGCGUGCAGUACGAAUGAUGUAAUACUUUUCCACCUCCGUAGCAUUGAUGUCGAUUACAAUGGCAGUGAGAAUGUAACAAUUACGUAUCUUUGUUAAUAGUUUAUGCUUAUUAACAAAAAACAUAAUCAUCUCUCCAGUAUUAUCAGAUGACCUAUAGUUGACCUUUUUCUGCAUUUUUGAUUGUCUUUGUGACUGAAUGAUUAAAUGACUCUAAACAUGUAAUGCAACAUCUGGAUAAAUUGCUUUGUUCUGAUAAGACCAAAUGUAAUUUGUUGUAAUGAGAUAAAUUAAUAAAACCUUUCUAAAAUGUA
This is a messenger RNA of Megalobrama amblycephala (Wuchang bream), 1764 nucleotides long. RefSeq names its product N-acetyltransferase 8 (gene nat8). The transcript has 2 exons. Gene Ontology annotation, molecular function: N-acetyltransferase activity. The record is from RefSeq and is a predicted model, not a curated record. Lineage: Eukaryota; Metazoa; Chordata; Actinopteri; Cypriniformes; Xenocyprididae. Bases 245 to 913 code for a protein of 222 amino acids.